AUGUUCAAUAUUAUCGAUGAUCAUCUCGUUGAUGAUAUCUUUUUACGAGCUAAACAAUCACAUAUUGCAUAUAAUUUACAAACAGAAGAAUUUCAUAAUCUUAAUGAAAAUCUUCAAACAUAUUUAAAUGAUAUUAAAAAAAUAGAUGAUGAAAAUCAUCAAUUACAAAAUAAUAUUGAACAAAUACGUACAAAUUAUAUAAAAAUAUUAGAAAAUAAUUUAAAAUAUUUACCAGAAAAUUUUCGACAAGAAAGUCAUAUAUUAACAGAAGCUCAUAUUGAACGUUAUAAAUCUAAAUCACAUGCUAAACGUUUUAUUAAUGAACGUGAAGAACUUAAAAAACGAAUUAAUUUUAUUGCUAGUAAUGAAAAAGAACAAAUUAAACGUUUAAAUAAUUUACAAAGACAACAAUGUUUAGUUGAAAAAGAAUUAAAAAUAUUAAAUGAACAAUUACAAAAUUUAUAUAAUUAUAUUGAAAAUGAAAAACAAACACAUCAACAAGCUAUGAAUAAAGUUGAUGAUUUACAAAUUCAACUUGAACAAAUUUGUAUUGAACGAUCAAAAACUGAAUUUGAAAUUCAAACAUUACGUGAAGAACUUAAAUUAAUGCAUACAGCAAAAGAAUUUCUUGAUGAAGAACAUCAAACAAUAUUAUUAACACAAACAGAAGCAAAUGAAUAUUUAUUAUCAUGUUUAAAUGAAUUUAUAUUACGUAUACGUGAUGAUUUUAAUGAACUUAAUAAAACUCAAUUAAAACAAAUGGAAAAUGAAUAUAAACAAAUAAUGAUUAAUAUUGAAGAAAAUUCAUUAACUAAUGCAAAUAUAAAUGAAACAAUAAUUAAUCAACAACAUUCUAUACAAAAUGAAUGUGAAAAACUUCAAAAUGAACAUCAAUCUAUUACACAAGAAUUAAUAAAACUUAAUGAUUAUAAUCAAAUUUUAUCUGAACAAAUUCUUGCUAUGGAAACUGAUUUAUAUUCAAUACGUAAUGAACGUAUGCAAGAAUUAAUAUUAAAAGAUAAUGAAUUAGAACGAAGUAAAAUUGAAUUACAAAGUUUAAAUGAAAAAUUAAAUCAUUUAGCUGAAUAUGAUCGAAAUUUAAAAUUUGAAUUAACACUUUAUCGAGGUGUUUUAGAAGGUGAAUAUCGACGAAAACAACAACAAAAACAACAAUUUAUUAAUAAUCAAUAUCCUAUACGACCAACGACUUUACGAACAACAAUUAUACCAAAAAAUAAAAAUUCUUCAGUUUUAACAAAUCGAAAUGAAUAUGAAUUAAUGGUCGAAAAGGCAAAUGCUCAUGUUGAUGAAAUUUUAUCGACAAUAAAAAAUUUGGAUGAUGAAAAAAUGGAAAAUAAUGUUCAAUCAGAUCAUCAAGAAAGUUUAUCAAAAGAAUCAAAUAAAAAUUUCAAUGAAAAUCAUGAAGAAAAAAUAGAAUCUAUAGAUAAUAGCUUACAAGAAACACAUCAAACAUCAAUAGAAACUUUGAAAUCUCCGAUUUCAACAACUCCAACUGAGCAAGCAUCACCAAUCAGUCAUACACCAUCAACAGAUUUAAAAAAUCAUGAAAUAUUAUCAGAAAUCCCAAAAACUUCUCAAUGGUCUACAUUGUCAGAAGAUCAACAAAUAUUUUCUGAUCCUAUUCAAUCACCAACAACAGCUGCAGGAGUUCAAGUAUACUUAAUAACUGCAUCAACGGAUAAUAAAGCACCGCUCACUAGUACAGUUCCAAUCUUAACACAAAUGUAUCGACCUCCUAUUUCAAAUAGAGAAGAUCGUCAAAAAUCAUCACAUACUUCGAAUUUAUCAUCGGCUUCUGUUUCCACAGAUAUAGAAACAUUAUCUGAACUUGAAGCAUCUCCAAAUGCUUCAGUUGUUUUUGAAGAUUCUUCUGAAAUUCAUCCAUUAUCUUCAACACAAUUAAAAGAUGAAGAACAACGUUCAGAAGAUUAUUCAUCACUCACUGCAAUUCUAAAAGAAGUUCAAGCAUUAUCAAAAAUUUCACAUGUGGACACACAAUUAUUUUCAGGAAGUCAAAAAUCAUCAACAUCACCUACUAAUUCUACUUCACCAAAUGAUCCAUCGGUUUCAUUUGAUACUCAUCCAUCAUCUUUCAUAUCUUCAGAAAAUCAACAAAUAUCAAAUAUUUCGUCUAAUGAACAACCAAUACUUACUGAAUCAAUCAGUCCAUUAUCUCAAGAAAAUCUAUCCAUCUCAUUAGAUAGUCAACAGCAAGCUUCAACAUUAUCACAAGAACAACAGAUAUCUUCAGAAAUUGAACAAACGAAUGUAAUAGAUGAAAAUAUUCAAGAAGAAAUUUUGUCUAUACCUGCUGAUGAACACGAAUCAAUAGCAUCAGUAGCACACAAUACUACAGAAAGUUCUAUCACAGAAGAAAUUGAUGAAAAACAAGAAUUAACUAAAUCAUCAUAUGACAAUGAUCAACAUGAUGAAAAUACUAAAUCAUCCAUAAAUGAAACUGAUCAUAUAACAACUACUGACAUUGAUGACCAUGAUCAUUGUCAAUCUAUUAAAUCAUUACCCAAUGACGAACAUAAUAUUAAUCAAACUGACCGACAAGAAUCUUUAUCAUUUGAUACACCUCCUAUAUCACAAGAUGAAAUAAAAGAAAAUGUAAAUCCUUUUGAAGAUAAUAAAUUAAUAUUAAAACAAGACGAAACAAAAACAGAAGAACAAAUGAGUUCUUCUGAUCUUUAUACAAUUGAGGAGGAUAAUAUAAGUAAUUUUAUCUCCUCACCUGGUUAUUAUGGUAAUAUAAAUGAUUCUAUUUAUUUAAAUAAUGAAGAACUAACGAAAACUUCAUUAGUUGAUGUUGAAGGUAAUAAUACUGAUUUAAUUAAAGAAACUGUUUUAUCUUCUUCUCCAAAAUUAGAAGAAAAAUCAUCUCAAAGUAUUAAUGAAUCACAUUUAGAAGCUGUUAUGCAAGAUCUUCGUUGUGUAUAUAGCGAAUUAGCCAAUAGUGAAGAUCUCGUUGAAAUCAAUGAUGAUUUCUCAAAUAAUUUAAUUGAUCGUCUUGAAUUUGGUGAUACUUUUAUACGAACAUUAUUCGAUGGUCUUCUUAAAAAAUAUAUUAUACAACCAGCUAAAGAAAAAAUUCGUUUACAAACACUUGAUUGGAUUGAAUUUCGUGAUAUACUUUUUCCUAUUCUAACUGGUCGUUAUACAGAACGACAUAUACAAAAAUUAUUUAAUUUAUUCGAUACAAAGAAAGAUGGUUAUUUAUCAUUAGAAGAAAUAAUUGAAUUACUUGAACUUCUUCAAGUUAAUAAUACAAGUGAACUUGUACAUAAUAUAAGUAAUAAAUUAAAUAAAAAUCAAGAUGGUAAAUUAACUGUUGAUGAAUUAAUAGAAUCUAUUAAACAAGUUGAUGAUAUAAAGAAUAAUAUUCUUUCAAAUGAUAUUGAAUAUAAACAUUGGUAUAUAAAUCGUUUAAUAGAUGAAGAAAUAAAUGAUACUCAAUCAAUUUCAUUAGAUUCUUCAUCUAAAACUAAUGAUGAUAUUAAUGACAUGAUCAAUCAUGGAAUGAUUUUACUUAGUCGAAUAUUUAAAAGAUUAGGUCCUGAUAUUGAAAAUAAACAAAUUGAUAGUAAUAAAUCAACAUUAUCAAUGCAAAUAACAAAUGAAUUUAUACAUAAUAAUAUACAUAUAUCAAAUGAUGAUCUUCAAUCAUUUAUAGAAUUAUAUUUAAAUAAAAAACAAAAUUCCGAUCGUUUUAUUAGUUGGAUUGAAUUUCGAGAUAUAUUUUUACCAUUUGUUAAUGGUGGAAUGUUUUUAAAAGAUGAUAUUAUACGUUGGUUUAAUAUAUUUGAUGAAAAACAUCAAAAAAUAAUUAAUCGAGAACAAAUUCUUCAUCUACUUCGUCUCUUACAAAUACAAAAUCCAGAAAAAAUACUUAAACAAAUGAUGGAAAUUUCAGAUACAUAUACAAAUAAUAAUGAUAAUUCAUGGACAUUAGAAGAAUUAAUCUUUGCUUUGGAAAAUAUUGAUGAAACAACAAAAAAAAUUCUUUCAAAUAAUCAACAAAUUCUUUCAUAUGAUCUUAAUUGGUUUACAAAAAAUGUAUUUUAA
Molecule: messenger RNA, 4089 nt
Organism: Rotaria sp. Silwood1
Lineage: Eukaryota; Metazoa; Rotifera; Eurotatoria; Philodinida; Philodinidae
Source: the annotation of a GenBank genome assembly